Zonotrichia leucophrys gambelii is the source of this 10903-nucleotide messenger RNA. It is a transcript of the gene TGFBR1, whose product is annotated as transforming growth factor beta receptor 1. Gene Ontology annotation, biological process: activin receptor signaling pathway; nervous system development; protein phosphorylation. The record is from RefSeq and is a predicted model, not a curated record. The coding region runs from base 112 to 1632 and encodes 506 amino acids. Gene Ontology annotation, cellular component: activin receptor complex; plasma membrane. Gene Ontology annotation, molecular function: activin receptor activity, type I; transforming growth factor beta receptor activity, type I; activin binding. The transcript is spliced from 9 exons. NCBI's taxonomy places the organism in Eukaryota, Metazoa, Chordata, Aves, Passeriformes, Passerellidae.
CGGACCGGGAGGGCGCACGCAGCGCGAACGCCGCGCCGGUCCCUGGGCGGGCGGGUGGAGCGGGCGCGCGUCGCGAGGCGGAUCCCGGCUCCGGGGAGACGCGGCCGGGACAUGGCGGCGGCCGCUCGCCGGCCGCGGCGGCGUGCCUGGGCCCUGCUGUGCCUGGCUGUGGCCGCGCUGCUCUGCCCCGCGGCGGGCGAAUUGGAGUGUUACUGCCAGCUAUGUACAAAAGACAACUUUACGUGUAUGACAGAUGGAGUAUGUUUUGCCUCAGUAACACGAACUGCAGACAAAAUAAUGCGCAACAGUAUGUGUAUAGCAGAAAUUGAUCUGAUUCCCCGAGACAGGCCAUUUGUUUGCUCGCCCUCCACUAGAGAUGGAGUCCAUACUGUGUCUCAUUGCUGUAACACACCUCUCUGCAAUAAAGUAGAACUUCCAAUUCCAACACCAGGCCCUACUCCAGAAAAACCAGCUUCUAAUCUAGGACCUGUGGAACUGGCUGCUGUCAUUGCUGGACCAGUAUGUUUUGUCUGCAUUUCGCUGAUGUUGAUUCUAUACCUUUGUCAUAAUCGUACUGUAAUUCAUCAUCGUGUGCCAAGUGAAGAAGACCCUUCAUUGGAUCGUCCCUUUAUAUCAGAAGGAACCACUUUAAAGGACUUAAUUUAUGAUAUGACAACUUCAGGUUCUGGGUCAGGUUUACCUUUACUUGUGCAAAGAACAAUUGCAAGAACUAUAGUACUUCAAGAAAGCAUUGGUAAGGGUCGCUUUGGAGAAGUCUGGCGGGGGAAGUGGAGAGGAGAAGAAGUUGCUGUGAAGAUCUUCUCUUCAAGAGAGGAACGGUCAUGGUUUCGAGAAGCAGAAAUUUAUCAGACAGUUAUGCUACGCCAUGAAAACAUUCUUGGAUUUAUAGCUGCAGACAACAAAGACAAUGGUACGUGGACUCAGCUGUGGUUAGUGUCAGACUAUCACGAGCAUGGAUCACUCUUUGAUUACCUGAACAGGUAUACAGUAACAGUGGAAGGAAUGAUAAAAUUAGCUUUGUCCACUGCCAGUGGUCUUGCUCAUCUACACAUGGAAAUUGUUGGCACACAAGGCAAACCAGCAAUUGCCCACAGAGAUUUAAAAUCAAAAAAUAUAUUGGUGAAAAAGAAUGGAACAUGCUGCAUUGCAGAUCUAGGAUUAGCGGUUAGGCACGAUUCAGCUACAGACACAAUUGACAUCGCCCCAAACCACAGAGUGGGAACAAAAAGGUACAUGGCUCCUGAAGUCCUAGAUGAUUCCAUAAAUAUGAAACAUUUUGAGUCAUUCAAACGAGCCGACAUCUAUGCAAUGGGAUUAGUGUUUUGGGAAAUAGCUCGGCGGUGUUCAAUUGGUGGAAUCCACGAAGAUUACCAGUUGCCAUACUAUGACCUCGUUCCUUCAGAUCCUUCUGUUGAAGAAAUGAGGAAAGUUGUGUGUGAACAGAAGUUAAGGCCCAAUAUUCCAAACAGAUGGCAGAGCUGUGAGGCAUUACGAGUGAUGGCAAAAAUUAUGCGGGAAUGCUGGUAUGCCAACGGAGCUGCCCGGCUGACAGCUUUGCGCAUUAAGAAAACAUUAUCACAACUUAGUCAACAGGAGGGGAUCAAGAUGUAAUCCUGGAUUUGCUACCGAAGAACACUGUAAAAAUCCCUUUCUGCACCAGAGUGGCGUGCUAAGAAGGUUAAUUGUUCUACCUCACUGGGGGAACAGAAGGAUAUUGCUGCCUUUUAGUACUUCAUAGGAAUGAACGUCACUUAGGAUUUUUGUGGAUGUGCUAAACAAUUGUGUUGGGUCUUUCUGUGCACUAUGAACCUCUUUCCCAGGUUAUUGACAAAACAUCAUGUACUCUAGUUUCAUUAAUCUAUAAUUUUUUCAUUUGGGAAAUUGAUAGCUGAUCUUGGCUAGUUAACUGUGCUAAAAGUAGGAGGUCACUUCUAAAAUGAAACUGGUUCGCUAUUUUGUUCUACAGUGCAUUGAUGGCUCUUAAAGCAACUUUAUUCCUGCCUGGUACAUUGACUACUCUGAACCACUGUCUCGAUUCCUUGAUUCAGAUUGUGAAUGUACUAUUGGAGUAAUAUUGGAGUAUAUACUAUUGGAGCUAGCUAUUAAGGUGGUGCAUCUUUUGGACUCUUACCUUGACUUACAAAUUGACCUCAUUCAGUUGUGGGAACAUAACUUAUGCAACUAUACUUUAUACCUGAUUACUGGGGGUUUUCCACUUUUUCAGAACAUUACAUUGCCUUCAAAAUAGAUUAUAUUACACCAGUAAGUGCCACUUUUGAGUCUUUUAAUGCAAAAUAGUAGGGAUGUACAAAGCCUAUGGUACUUUUGGUUUCAAAAAUACAAGUUAAAAGUUGUUCCUUUGCUUAGCUAAGUGCUAAAUCUCACUCAUUGCAACAGUGAGUACAUAAUUGAUAAAAUAUCUGCAAUUUUACCAAAAUCUGACUUUUGAAACCACUGUAGGAGUUUUAAAUAGUGUAAGCUAGUAAAUUCACUGUCAUAUUUUGUAAUUGUCAAGUUAUGAGUCAUAAUUAUGUAGAUUUUUUUUUUUAAUCAAGUGGUACUUCUAAAAUGCUUGAAGUACCUAUCUACUUCAGAAAAGUAGCAAGAAAAGUAAAAUGUUAAGGGAGAUUUUGCUUCAUUAAAUAAGUAUGAAAAGCAUAUUUUCUGUGCAGUUCUGCUGAGUCUUAAGGCUCAAAGAACAAUAUUUGCAAUUACACAAUGAUUAAGUGCACCUGUCAUUAGAGAAGUUAUUUGGGCUUUUGUACUAGACAGUUCAAAGCUGCUUAUAAGUUUUAUGUGCAUGUAUGUUGUGUGUGCCUCAUACACAAAGUGGUGAGCUAGAGAAGGUGGUGAGCUGUAGGUCUUUGGAUACAAAUAUCAGGGGAUUCCAGCAAUCCUCUUCAUUGUUAGAAGAACAAAGCUUAUUGUGACUUGUGUUGUCGUAAGAACACAGAAGAAUAUGCAUGGCUUUCGUCAAGAUUUCCCUGAGUUUUUUAAGAGUAUCGUAGUAUUUUCACAAACUUGUUUAGAAAUUAAUUUGCGUCCUGCCCCAACGUACAACAAAAACCUGCUGUUACCAGGAUAUUUUUUUAAUUUCAAUUUUAGCAAGAGUCUGGUUGGCCUUUGGUUUCAUUCAUGUCCAAAACAGUAGUAUUUCAGUAUGCAAAUGUGCUUGGUAAUUAAUAUGCUGCCUAAGCUGCCACUCUUCAGAACACAUCAGUGCCCAUCUCAUUACACAGCACACGUGGCAACCUUUAACUCAGCUUCCCGUUCAUCCCUUGGAUAGAGCCCACUGAGAGUUUGUUACCGAGAGGGUGGCAGUGGCAGGGUGGUUGCUGGCAGCAGCACAGUCGAGUUCUGUGCCCUGGUGAUGUGUGGCAGCUCAAGCAGGAAGAGGAAUGAGGACCAGGAAGAAGAUGCUACAUAGGUGACACGAGCCUUACCCAAGAAAAGCCUUAACCGUUAAUUUCUGUUUAUUUCUGUAUUCUUACUGCUUGCUUGGAGAUGAGUUUAAACUAUGUCAGAAUUACAGACCUUCAGAGAUCAAACUGCAAAUAAUGAAAUGCUUUUGUCAACAACAAAAUGGAUGAGUUUAUUCUUACUGGAAGACAGUAUCCAGUAGAAAAGGGAAAAAUAAGAGACGUUCUUAGAAACCAAUUAGGCUUAAACAUACAUGCAGCUGUCACACUUAUGUUUGGCAUUAUCUGACAAGUGAGGCUUAUGUGCUUCAAGCCUCUGUCAAUCAAAGCCAGAUUAAAAAUUACUUCAUGUAGGUAUUUUAAAUAAAAUAUGCCUUUGUGUGCAUGGACAGUUGAGCACCACAGAGUUUUUCAGUUAAAUGUUAAAAAAUGAAUAUAACAUAACUCCCAAGCCUCUCUUCUUGGCAGCCUCUCUAGCAAGUUUUAUAUAUCUCUACAGAUACUUUAAAAAAACAGGUCAUCAGGAAAAUAGAUCAGGGUCUCCAUCUAAUUUCAAAGGCUUCCUAGUUAGCAAUUCAACUUUUUUUGUUUUGUAACUUUGUUACAUUUCAAGUUUUCAUAGGUGUCCUGGGGUCCUUACCACAGAUACAAAGGGUACAGGUCCUACUUCAGAAAUAUCAGGCUCCUGGUGUGCCUCAGAUCUCUAUAGUAAUUUUGGUAGUAACAGAAGUGUUCACAGUAUCAUUAAUCAAAUAAUUUUCAUGGCUCUUUUUAGGACCCACAAAACCUUAUCAGCGAAACAUUUAAUUUCCUAAAAUAUACAGAACAGUUCUGUUGCAUUUUAAAGAGGAUAUACAGCAACUGGACAGCUUCAUGGCAUGCAGAUGAUUCUGUCAACAAUAUAACUGUGUGUUAUAUUGUAUCAACCACCUGCAAAUCUUCGCUCUCCUGAAUUGCUCUUAGUUUGUUCAAGAUUUAGCUUUCUAAUAGAAGCUUGCAAAAACAAAGCACAGAAGGAUGCUUGACACUGUGUUAUGACCUAAGGAACUGUUUUAGAGCAACCUUAUAAUUCCUAUUAGGCUGCAGAACAAGAAAAUUGUGAAUAGAGCUAUAUGUAUCCUCAGUUCUGACACCACAACUUCAAGCUUUGUUCUUCUUUUCCAUUAUAUGAACUGAACACCUUUUACAAAGGCUGUGUCUGUAUAUAUUAUGUAACUUUAAAUGUUACCUGUGUAAGAUCAUAUCUUAUAUAUAUGGACACAGGUACACAUAAGUAUUUUUUAAACUAAGAUUGUAAUAUCACCAGAUCUGCUCUUGGAAAUCCAGGGGGACCAAAAUAUUUUAGCAUUCAAAAUAUUAAUUUUGUAUCAUUUCGAGUAUAUACCAAAACAGUUUCUGAUUAAUAUUGAUGCAAAUGUUUAUUGUAAAUAUUACAUGCAUUACACAUUCACUUAAGUUUUGUGGAUUUAAUCAACUUUACAUUUUAGUAGCAUUGAAGCCUCAGUAUGGUUUACAGACUUGUGACCAGAUGGAUAUGGACAUGGAGAACAAGGAGCAUUGGAAAUAGUCUGAUGCUGAAAAGCCUGAAAUGUCAUUUUUGAAAUGCUGGAAUUCUUCAGGGACCCUCCAACCUUAAAAGCUGGAAUUCUGGGAUGUUUCUCAAGCAGACUCCAAGUAUGACACACUGUCACCCUCCUAUGGUUCUGCUUGUAAUCCUAAGAAAGACUUUGUAUAUAAGUAAAGACAUUGGUAUCGACUGUAUGGGGACAUGAAGGUGUCAAAUGAAGUAAGAGGCCAUUUUAUUUUUUCAGUAAUGGCUCCGAGUGUGAUUGCCAUGAAAUUCACCUUUUAGUUAGUUCCUUGUUUAUAUUGUGCCAUUGAAAUGAUUGCAAGAUGUUAAUCAUUUUGUGUUUAAGAAAACAAGCAAACAAAAAAAAUCCCUUCACUAUAUCUGUUGCUUUAAACUCAAAUUACCUCUUAAAAGACCAAGGUACAUUUACCUCAUGUGUAUAUAAUGUUUAAUAUUUUUCAGAAUGUUCUCCAGGUUUGCAGUUAUAUGUUUCUAGAAAUAUGGAUAUUGCUAAAUUUACAACUUCAGUGGUACUAAGUGUAUUAUCUGGUGCCCCAAAACACUUUAUUUUCUGUAUUUUAUUGUAUUAGCAAGUUUGCUGCUUUGUCACUGUAGCACCUGCCCUUACAUAGCUGUGUGGAUACUGCCUUGUAAAUUUUACUUUUUGGAUGAUUUGAGGAUCCUGUACAGAUGAGUGUCACUUUUUUAAACCUUACCAAAUUGUGCAUUUCCCUGACAUUUCUGAAAAUAUGUAUUGUAUUUGUAGAGUAUACAUUUCAAUGGAUUGUAAAUAGGACAGUAGAAGAGUGGAUGCUUAUGUUAAGUGCUAACACUACAGUAGAGAGAUUAAAGCAGUGAAAAUAAAUAAUUUUUUUCAAAAUGCAUGAAUUGUCUUUCAGAACAAGAAGUUGCAGGUAGAUACAGGUUUGUGUGUGAUGUUCUUACCUGCUAAUAUGUGUGUUUAUUGUGAGUUCCUUUCCUCAGAAGGAAUUUCUUCUAGUACAAAAAUGCUAAAAGGAUUUGCUACUGCUGAGGCAAUCCACCUCAUGUGUGUGCAGUAUGUACAUAGUGCUAAAGUGCCUGUUCUUCCUUGCCUCCUGCAGUAAUGUUGGUGCAGGAGCAUUGCUUGUGUCUCUCAUUUCCUGGACAAAAUUAGUAAUGACAAAUUGUUCUCUCUUGAUAUUUGCAUAAAAAUAACAUUUAGUCUAUUUUAGUCUGUUUAGGCAGCUCAGCACCUCAGUGCAUCCCAUAACUGAAAGUAAAAUCUGCUUGUGUUGGUGUGGAGUGUUUCUGUGCAAAACUCAGUUUCAGGCUGGUGUUACAUUUCUGAAGGAAAGUGGCUAUUUAGACACAACAAAAAUAGAACAUCUUGUCCUCAUCUGAGUUUGGGUUCAUCCUUCAGUUUUGACUCAGACAGAAUUACCAAAAAUUGUUACUUUCAGCAAGCUUUCUCCACAAUGGGAUGCUAUAAGGUGUCCAGAUAAAGCUAAAGCCUAUAGCUACACCAAAAUACUGUGUUCCUUUCAAAUGCUUUUACAAGAGCAAUGAUUAUUUUGGUGAGAACACAUCCCUCUCCCAUGAGUGGCUAAAGGAAGGCCUUUGCUACCCCUGCAAGCAACCAAAACUCAGUAAAAUCCUGAAUCCCUCUACUGCAUUUGGUAGUAGAGGAAAUGGGUGGCCUGGAACUAACAUAACAAUGUUGCUGUCUACCAAACUUAGUUUUCAUGACGUAGUUUUCUCUAUUUCAAGCUUUGAGGGCCUGAGUCUAACAACUGAAAAUUCAUAAACCACAAACAAUUACCACAAGUAACUUAAAUGUGAGGAUGUUUUAGGAUCAUUUUAGAGGAGACACUGAAUUCAGGAGAUCUGCAUGCUGGUUUGGAUUGCAGGUCAGCAUAGGGAGUGGCAGACUUUCAGCUGGCUGUUUUGCACAAUAUAAUUAAUUUUUAAUUUUUAAAGUGUGGGACUUUUGAAAGAAAUUGUUUUUAAUACCCACUGCAUCCAAAACCUACUUUCUAUAGGUGCAGCAUAACUAAGAGUAUAUAAACAAACCACUUCUCUGCAGUACCAAGUACGUUCUAGAAAUUUCCUUCUGUCAAUUUUUGUGACAUUGGUAACUGAUGCACAGUCAUGUACCCAGUAAUUGUAGAAUAACAUAAGGGUGGUCCUGGCAGAAAAUAUAUUCCUUUUAAAUAGGAAAUCAGAAAUUCCAAAUCUCUCGCUCGGUGCUCUUACUAGCUUUUUUUAUCUAUGCAGCUAAGCCCUAAUGUUUUUACUUGAACAAACAGUGUUUAUUUUUUUGCUGAAGAAGGGUAACUGAAAUCUCACACUGCAAAGCCCCUUACCAACAUGAUGGGCUGCUGGGGUUUUGAGUCUUGUAGUUCUGUCUUGGAGUGACUGGAGUUGUUCCAUGUCUUCUGGGUUUGAAAAAAAAAGAAACAUUGGCAUAGCAUUUCCUUUGUCAACUUGCCUGGACUGUAAAUAAAAUCCAGUAGUGCUCAAGAAACCUACCCCCUUAGGUCUUUCUCAGAGUUUCUUGAAAAUAAGAUUUAAAUCCCCAGUCUCUGAGCUGAAUUGGUACCUGAAAUCUUUACCUCUCUUGAGAGGAAGAAAAAAAAAAAAGCCAGAGCAAACCAUACUGAUAUGUUCCUAUGCAUGAUUGCAGUGUUUUAUUGGUAUUAAAAGAUUUCUCAGUAGAGAUGAAGAGUCGGCAUCCUCACAAUGUGUUUCUAAUUGGCUCAAUUAGGAAAAUGAGAAGAGCUCUCCCACCUGCCAGUAGCAGAAAAUCUGUGUAAACAGUUGAAGAAUCAGGCACAUGAUACUCAAUUUUAUAGAAUAUCAGAUAUAUUUGUGUAGAUUUUCAAAUGAGGAGUGAAGAAGAUAGGAAUAUGCCUUUAAAUCCAAGCAAGAUGCAGAACUUGUGGGAUGCACAGUGAAGGAAAAAAGGACAGGGAAAAAGGGAGAGGUUUAGGUGACCUGGAGAGGAGUGAGCAUGGGAAAAUAGAGGAAUAAAGAGAUAAAAAGAGUGGGUCAUAUACAAAUAGCAGACCAAUCAGUGUGCCAGUCUGUCUGCGCCCAGCACAGCCUCUUCCUUUAUUUUUAAAUCCCUUCCUGCCUAAGGAACUCAGUUCUGGGGCUGCAGGGCUGUCUGAGCACAGCAGCUGGAGCCAGAGCACAGCAGGGAGGUCCUGUGGGUCUGUGGAGAAGCCAGGGGAAAGAGCAGAGUGAGCAAACUCGAGUGUCAGCAGCAGGAGUGUGACCACAGGUCACGGAUGCCCACGUGUCUGCAGUGCCAGCAGUGUGGCUCCAGGCACCAGUGGCUGGAGUGGGACUGAGCCCCAGGCCCGGAGCCAGUGAGACUGGGAUUGGGGCAGCUGCUUGCAGGGUGUGCGUCUGCCUCUGAAGUGGGGGUCCUUAAUGUUGGCUGUUCUGAUCUGUCCUUAUGUUUUGGUGGCUCUGCAUUACCUGCUAAUGUGGACAAGCAGUUACUUGUUUUCCAUGAGGAUUUGUGCCCCAAUGCACUGGACCAGUCCUGAGAUUGCUUGCCUGGCUCUUAUAGCUUGGGCAACAGAAGUUUGUACAUCCAGAACUGGGCGUCACUGUUUUGAUUCUUGGCAUUGGUCGUCAAUCCACAGGGGCUAGAAAACAUCUACUUUAUUACAGUAUUAAAUUAAGUAUCUGAAAACCUAGAAAGCAAAGGCAAUAAGCAACUCUGUCUGAACAAGAGCUAGUGAUAAAUUCCAAGUUGACUCUGUGUUGUAAUAAUUUAUCUAUUGCUCUGGACUAUUGCUAAUUUGCAUUAAUGAAAUUUUCCCAUUUCCUUCUAUACUUUGGGUGUGGGAAACGUGUGUGUAGUUCCACUGUUCAGAUUCUUAAUUAGUACAGGAAUGGGGUAAAGAAUGGCAAGAAUUCUGUGAUACUACAGUUGCUGUCUAAUUCUUAUGUGUUUCCAAAGAGUGGAGUCAAGCUGUGUUUCUUUUGGUUUUUGCCCUGCUGUGGCUUGGACUCUCUAACCUACAUGUUCCAUGAAGAGAGUUUUGUUGUUAAUACCAGAACAGCCAGUGAGACUCAGCUCUGGACAAUUCUUCAUGGCAGCGAGCUACCUUUUUCUUACCUUUGUUCAGGAAAAUGUUUUGCCUAUGCUUUUUUUUUGCAAAGAUAACUCUUUUCCAUGCUAGAUGAUAGAAGGCUUUAAAUUAUGUACUGUGAGACCUGAGCUCUUGCAGAGAUCCUCAUUUCCAUCUAUCCACGUCUGAAAGGUCCAUGGACUGUUGGUCUCUUCACUGCAGUAAUAUUGUCAAAUUGCUAAUUGCUAUCUCUUGCAAAGGCUCCUUGUGCAGAGGCUCUCAUGAUUGCAGGCAUGCAGCCUCCUAAGCCUCAUAUCUUUGCUGGUAGAGCAUGCUGAUAAGCAUGGCCGUUUCUCAAAACCCUUGGAAGAUUAUUGAACUUCUCCCUUGCUGGAGACACUCAAAACCCACCUGGACACAUUCCUGUGUGACCUGCUCUAAGUGACCCUGCCUUGGCAGGGGGCUUGGGCUAGGAGAUCUUCAGAUCUAACAAUUCUAUGAUUCUGUGAACUUCAAGAAGAAGGGAAUAUUGCAAAGAAAAACAUAUUACAAUUUUUUUAACCUCUUCAGGCUGUGUUAUCAGUAUAUGCAGUAUGUUCACAGCCUCUCUCCUAAAGUCCAUCACUUCUGGUUCUUCAAAUAAGCGUGUGCUUGAGAAGGAGGGGUGGAUGCUUUGCUGCCUUUACUGUCGCUGCAGUCGCUGGAGGCUUGAAGUACAAUACUGAGGAAACUCAUAUGGUAAAAUUUACCUGAGAGCUUGCAUACAGAUAAUCUCAGUGUAAUUGUACAAACAGGUAAGCCAUUUUAAAGAACAUUUUCUUUAAUGUACAAGAAAGUAACUUGUCUCCGUUGAUAAUUCUACUAGUCUGAGUUCUAGGUCAAAAGCAGUGGUUAGGUUCUUAGUGAUGUCUUCCUUCAAAAUGAUGUGUUGCUGCUGCCAGUUUUGCAGUUUUAUGUAGCCAGAUGUGUUUUGUUGUCUCCUCUUCCAAUGAUGUUGUGUUCAGCAGCUGAAAAUACUUUUAAAUUGUUUUUAAAAGAAAUAAUUUAUGCUAAGGCAGUAUAUUUAAGAACAGAUGUUUUCUUUAGACCAUUUGAAACCUGGAUGAAGUUAAAGAAACUUAUUUGUGGUUCAACUGAUAAUAAAUGUUUAGAUAUCACUGGUUUUCACAUCAUGCCGCUCAUUUGUAGAAGCUGAAUGACAGCUUGGGGAUUUUUUUCAUCCAGUGGAUCUUCUCUGUUGGGAAUAAUUAUCUUAGUAUUUCUGUGUUGCACUUUCUGUGUAUUUAGUGUUGUAGUAUGGAGAAAGACAAUUCCAGCACUCAUCUUGCUGACUUGCUUACUUCACUCCUCUGUUUUAGCUAACACAAAAUUCUUCCUGCUGUCAAGUGUUCUGAGUCACUGGCACUCAGUUCUCCAUCUAUCCCCACAGUUCCAUUUCCUACUCCAUGUCAGAAAGCUACUUGAAAAGCUGGAGGCAGUUGUUUUGGUUUAGUUGACUUGAAAAGGGUCUUUUUCUCUGAAAUUUCUCAAGGUUUUCUUGCUUUUUGUACAGCCUGGCUCUUUGCUGGAGACUUUCUGAGAAAUUUUACCCAGCAGUUGGAUCUCCCCUUCCUUGAAGUCCUACCAUGAUUGUGGAUGAAGGGAGAAGAAUUCUCACAGACCUCUCUUGACAUGAGCUCCCUAACUUGCACACCCCUGCACACAGAAUACUUCACACAAGGUUGUUUUGCUUUUGCUUUGUCCCCUUACUCCUCCAGGUUUACAGGGUGAAACAUCUCUGUUGUGUGCUUGAAGUUUGCAGAAUAAAAUAUCUCUGUUGGUACAGA